Acanthamoeba castellanii str. Neff is the source of this 3282-nucleotide messenger RNA. RefSeq lists its product as uncharacterized. The record is from RefSeq and is a predicted model, not a curated record. The transcript is spliced from 12 exons. Bases 1 to 3282 code for a protein of 1093 amino acids. Lineage: Eukaryota; Discosea; Longamoebia; Acanthamoebidae.
AUGCCAUUCGUCUUUGGGGCCUCCUCUCCAUCUUCCUCACCAUCUACAUUUACGGGCAUCAAGUUUGUGCCAGCAGGGCCGUCACCCGCCACGUCGCCCUUCAGCGGUCGCGGUGGCCGCGGCCGCGGCCGUGGCGGCUACGGUGGCGGCGAGGGCGGAUUCGACGGAGGCGGUGGUGGCCGUGGACGCGGCGGCGGCACCUCUCCCUACCAACCCAAGGCCAAGGCCGGUGGCUACAAGGCGCUGGGCAACAGCGGAGGCGGCGGCGGCGGCGGACAGUACCGACACCACAAGCGGGAGCGAGUGCUGGGCCAGUGGAGCGACGCGGUGAACUACGAUCGCGUGAAGAAGGUCAUCAACAUCUACCUCAACGAAUUCCAGCUGAAGGAUCGCGACCUCGAGCGAUUCAUCGUCUGGUUCGAGAGCGCGGACGGCGGCCGUCGCAGCCUCGGGUGGCUGCUGAACAUGCACGCCAAGGGCUGGGACGAGGAGACGGCCGACAGCAACGACGAGCAGACGACGAAGAGCGAAGCCUCAGCGGAGUCGAAGAAGAAGAGCGAAAGCGGCGAGACGAGCACGAAGGACAGCAAGCCGCCCGGCAUGAACUGGCAUCUGCAGGAGAACCAGAUCACAGACGAAGGUGUUAAGCUUCUGAUCGCCUUUGCGAAGCGCGUAGAUUCGAAGGUGGAGUUGCGUCGAUUCUAUCUCUACAAGAACAUCAUUGGCGACGACGGCGCGGCAGCAAUCGCUUCGUUUGUGAAAGAGAGCCGCAGCUUCGUGUUCGAGAUCCACUUGAGCCACAACAGGCUGACCAUCAAGGGCGCACAGGAGCUGUUCAUGGCUACCAAGGAAGCGAGAGUCAAGCCGCCCAGGCCGCUCUGGCUCAGGCUCGAGUGGAACUACGUCUCGUUUGAGAAGGCCAAGAAGUUCCUGCACGAUGAGAGUACCGACCACCUCCGGGCACCUCUGCACCUCUACGUGGCGGAGCUCCAGUACUCGGAGAGCGUCGGCGCUUCGUCGCAUCUGCAGAUGGCCAAGGCGAAAGUCAAGCUCGCCAAGGAGCAGGUCGAGAAACAGAACCUCGGACAACAAGACCCGCGCGCGUUUGGCCGCGAGAAGGAGGACAGCAGCGCUGCUGCCGCCACGCCAUCAGCGCCUGCCCCAGCGGCGACCAGCAAGACCACCGAUCGGGCAGUCAGCGAACAAUCAAAGCCCACUGUCGAGGCCAUCGGUGACGGCGAAAGAAAGGAGACCGCGGCCAGGUCGGCUGCUGCGCGGACCCCGUCGCGCAAGUCCGAGGCGCCGACCACAACCACGACAACGACGCCAGCGGAAAGCAACAAUAGUAAGAAGGCAGUCGGCGGAAGCGACGAGGACCUGCUGCGGGACGUGCCGACCUACAUCUUCCUGGACACGUGCGCCGUGCUGCGCAUGAGCGAGUGGCGCAAGGGUGCGAAGAACAUCGAGAGCGACAUGGCCCAGCUCAAGAGCAUCGCUGAGGCGGAGGAGGAAGAGUACGAAGACAUCGAUUCCGACGAUGAGGAUUCCGACGGUGAUGAUGACGACGAGGAGGAGGACGAAGAGCUGGCCGCCGAGGAGGUGAUGAAGGUCGUGCAGAGGAAAGUGGAGAAGAUCAGCAGCUACACCAAGACGAAGAAAAGCGUCGUGCAGCAACAGAGACAGCAGCAGCAAAAGCAGCAGGCUCGGGGCCAGACCAAGAACGCGAGGGCGAACAGCGGAGGUGGCGCGCGCGACAGCACGGCCGAGUUCCCGGUCUUCACCUUUGAGAACCUUGUGGAGCGUGCCAAGAAGGGCAAGUUCGGAGAGAACCUGGCCAAGCCCGGCGACCAAGUCACACUCAUUAUCACCGACACGGUGAUGCGAGAGCUGGAUCACCUCAAGUCCAGCAAGCCGGCCUUGAUUCGCAACAUCCUGUCUCUGCAGUCGGACGAUGGCUACCUGGCCAAGGGCGUUCAUCUCAAGUUUGUGGAAAUGCUGGGCGCUCACCAAGGCGAGCACCUGGUGGCGCUGCAGGACUCCUCGAUCGUGCAGUCCUAUGGCAGGAAGGUGAUGAAGGGCACCUCGUCGCUUGACAACGACCGUAAGAUCAUCGACGUCGCCCUCUUCUGGAACUCGGAGAUCGGUGUGACUGGCAACGUGAUCUUGCUGACGGCCGACGAAGGCGUACGCGAAGCGGCCAAGCGACACAACCUGCCCUCCGACAUGUGGAAAAACUUGGACAAGCGUCUCUUCAACGCGCUGAAGAGAGAUCCGAGCACACCGUGGACAGCUGCGCUGCUCAAAUCGUGCAUGCCCGGCUGCAUGGUGAAGCGGGACGGCAAGACCAUGCACCUCACUCCCUCCGUGAAGCCCGUGCAGAGCAUCUUCCAAGAAUUGGACAACGCGCUGGUGCUGACCUACAUGCUCAUGGAGAAGGUGAAGGCCCUCCAGGCCGACAACCGACAGCUGAAGGACUUCGUCUUCGAUGAUGUCCGAUCACGUGUGGGCGCUAUCGACGCCGCAUCGCCGGACGCGCAGAGCGGUCUGGCCGACCUGCAGGCCGUCAUCGCCCAGCACGAAGAGGAGCAGCAUGGCGAUGAAGAAGACGACGACGAAGUGGAUCGGCUGGUGGCCGUCACGCGGGAGCGGAGGCGCAUCUGGAUCGAGGUCUUGGGCCAGAUGGCGGGACCCAUGUCGCCGCUGCGCAUGAAGUCGGCCGAGUCCAUCUGGGACGGCGUCAAGGCGACGAGCCGCAGAGCUGGCGCCGGCUCUGGGCUGUCCCAGCUGAUGAAGACGGCAGAGUUCCUCGAGGUCGAGGACGAUGACAGCAGCAGCGACGACGACGACGGAGAGCGUGCCGUCCACCACGAAGACGACCAGGAAGAUCAAGAGGUGGAGGACCAAGACGAAGAGGAGGAAGAAGAGGAGCCUGCCAUAAACGAGACCGAGGCUGCCGUGGAAGUGGAUUCCUCGGCUGACUCGGGCGUCGAAGUGCAGGACCACGACAACCCAGCCAGCGGGGCGGAGGCGGAGAGUGUGACCAGCGGCCACGAGCAAGCGGCUGAGCACGGGGAGACGACCAUGCAUAGCACUGCGGAGGUGGAGGACGAACACGAAGUGGCGCAGGAGGAGACGGCGGCAGAUGUGGAGGACCAGCCACCUGUCGGCCAGGUCGAGGAGGUCGCCAAGACCGACAUCAACGAGGAGCCCGAAAGCUCCGGAGAGCACAACGGCGAUGCCUCAGCUGCCCCUGCUCUUCCUCAAGAGGCGAACGUCGAGUGA